CCUUUAUUAAUUUUCGAAGGUCACGUUUUUUAACGUGAUGCAUUUUACAGAUAUACUGCUUUCCGAAGUUGCUGUUAGUGGGUUGGAGGGAAUCACACUAGAUCAACUUUGGAAUAAUCUCGAAGAUAGUAGAACUGGAUUUCCAUGGAAAAUUGACAAGUAUUCAAAGCAGUUUAUUUGGUCCACACUAAUAAAAAUGGAUAACAUAAAAUACUUCGCACUGCCUUGCUGUCUUACUCCACAAGAGACGUUUAGUCGUAUAGAUUGUCUGGUAGAGACGAAGGAUGGCACGUAUUACAAACUACCUGAAUCUCUUCCACGUGUUGAGUUUUUCCCAGUGGGGAAAGAUAACCAGCUGGGAUCUUCUCGGUUCUACGAUGAACGAAAAGAUAUCACUGACGUUAUUUCCAAUGAUGCAGUUUUCAGAAUAUUAGAAAAUGUCGUGGAAAAGUGGGGUAACACUCUAGUUCUAGUAGCCUCACAGAAAGAAAGAAACAGAUUACUUUUUGGAAGUCCAAAUAUCCCCCGUGAUUUUUCUGCAGGUUUGUAUGUAAUGCUAGAAUCUAUUGCUAAGUUGGAAUCAAACCAUUUCCAUCAAAGUAUAAACACGAAACCGGAAAUCUGGUGUUGUAAACUAAUAAGGUAAUCAUUCCCGUCAACCAGACUCGGGUUUUAGUCUAACUAUUAGGCGGUGGCGAAUGAAGUAUUGAUGGAUAUUACGUAUUGAGUACAGCUUUACUAAAUCAUAUUGGAACAUCGAAAACAAUCAUGCCCACUAAGAACCAGAAUAAGCGAGUUGGUAAUUUCAAGCUGAUCUCGAGAUUUACAAGUCGAACGUCGCUAGUAGUUUUCAGGCCAUAGUAUUUUGUUAUAUUUAUUUGCUUUCACAACAUGCCACAUGUCUUCAAUUACUGAUACAAAUGCAUACAUGUAAGACAUCCUGUUUUAAAAGCAUUUGUGCUUGACUGGCCUAGAGCUUUUUACGUCAUCUUUCAAAAAGAAAGAAGGAUGAGCUCGAACAGUUUGACGGAGUCAUUUGAUGUGUUUAUAAUUUGUUCGCCCACUUAAAAAUUCAAGUGAUUAUCUGAACAGACAUAUUAGUUUCAAGCAUUUAAUGUACUUACCCUUUGUUGUAUGCGCUAACCACUGUGUCACUAUUAAAUGUCAAAGCAAUUUUUUAAAUAAACGUGAGUACUUAUCUUGUUUUUCUUUAUCUGGAUGUUAGGAUGAUCUUAAGUUUGAAAAGUAUGUAAAUAACUUAAUUUCGUUGGGAAUUCUUACUUUACGAUUUACUAUUUCAGACAAAAGUACAACGGAUUAUCCACAACUCAUCAUGAUGGUCUAUUGUCUUCUAGUCUGACCACUGGUACUAUAUGGUACAUGCGCCAAAAGCUGGAGAAAAUGGGUAUAAUCAAGUCUCAGCCUUAUUUGGCGAAAGUAGGCAAAAAGCCUGUGAUGCCCGGUUUACUACUGCACCAUCGUAAAUAUUAUUUGCAUUUUCCGUUCCCACCUGCAAUUUUCAUGGAAAGGAUAUCUCAGUUUUUGCUAAGUAAACCUGGGAACAAAUGUUUUGGAUUCGAGAUUCGCAAGUUAAUCGGACUUACUUCCAAAGGCAUAAAACGGACGUUGAGAUUUGGUGUGAAACAUGGUUGGCUAGAUGUUAUCAACACAAGUUUCAGAGAUGCCUGCUCUGUACUUCUUGGUAAGAGCGAGGAUGAUGUAGAUGAUGAUGAUAUGCUUAGUAUACUUCAUAAUACAAAUUGUCCAGUUGACCCACAUCAUCGGUAUCCUUGCAUGGUAAAUUUGGUAUCACUUAAAACACAAUUUCGCAUGGACUCAUGGAUAUCUGAAUGCGGUCAAGGUGAGAAUGCUUUUGGAUUCAAGAAAUGUAAAAAAGAAGAAUAUGAUGUUGACUCUGAUGAUGCGUUAGAUGAGGACCUUGAGGCUGUUGAUUUUCAAACAGAAUUAUCCUCAACAAAGCGUGAAAUUCCUGAUUAUAAUAUUACCGAGUUAAAAUUGGAAGAGCACCAGUCUGCUUCCACUGUAUGUGAUACUCAGACAUCUAUAAACACCUCUUCUUGUCUUCCACCACCCAACAAAUCUCAGUGUCUUGUCUACGCUAAAAGAUUACUUGCAUUUAUUCCUUCACUCAAUAUUGAUGAAUCUAUAACAGUCCAAAUAGUUCGUAUCCUCGCUUUGCGUGAACAUACAAUGGGUGAACUGUUAGCAAUAACAAAAACAAGUUUAUGCAAUAUUCGUCGCACUCUGAAAAGUUUGGUUACCAUCGGCGCGUUAAAAACAGUGAAACGGUCUAUGGAUUCCACUUUUGUUCUUUACUAUAGCCUAUUCACUGAUAAUGACAGAAUAGAAGCUCGGAAAAAUAAAUUAUCCAAGUCUUCAAGUUUACAAAUAUUACCGACAGUUCAAACACAAAGACAAAACCGUCGAGAAUUCGUCCUCAAUUAUUUGUCAAAAUAUCGUAUAAUUGCUUCUGAAUACUCACUGCGUCAGUUGAUAUGGGAUCAUGAACGUUCGAUUGGCUUAAAAAUUCGUAUGGACCGCAAAUCGUUACGUAGAAUUUUGGAUGAACUAAUUCAAUCAAAACUGGCUACCAUAAUCAAAACGAAAUCACUGAAAGGAGACGUUACUUUUAUUUGUCAACCGGAUGUCAAAGAAGAUGAUCCAUUAAUAUUAACAGCGAUUAAAAAUAUGGACUUAGCAGCUCUUCGUAAUUUGCCUGUACAAAAUGAGAAAUCUUCAUCUGUCAUAUUCAAUGCUGAUCAAGUUUCAAUGAUUGAAGGUGUUGAUCAUUUGUCAUCUGAGGCUAUGACUAUUGUGUUGCAUAAAAUGCCAGGAUUACCAAAGAUGCGUCGACGUUCAUUGAUUCAUGAGUAUUUAUUUUACAUAAUAUAUGGUCUGUCUACUAAAUCACGCCCUGUCAAACCUCAGGUAAAUUGUUGUAUUUGAGAAUCUGUAAAUGUUUCGUACUUCUACAUAUGCAAACUACUUCACGUAAUACUACUUAUUGGUUUAUUCUUGACCAUUUAAUAACUUUUCUGUUGUUUAAUGAAUACUUGCGAAUUUAAUUUAGCAUGUUAAGCCAUGUGAUGGGGAGACCCAGAAAAUUCCUCGAAUAAAGCCUAAAGGGGCCCUAAAGACACUGGGAAACAUUUUAUGUAAUCGGUAUUGAACAGAAGUCUCUCAGAAACAUCAGAAAACCAAAAGUGAACCUCCAGUCUAUUUGGAUGACGAUACGUGGCGUCGAUAUGUAGCGCCUUUAGAUCCAAUGAAAGAUAUGAAUAGGGGUUGGUUUCUAAUGGGUGACGUUUUACGUGGUAUACCGUUUGGUUUAUAUUUAAGACUUACAAUUACUACUUCAUUACCACGUAUAUUAUGUCGAUGGCUUAAACUUGAUCAUUUAUUAACUAAUUUAACCCAAGAAGAAAUUGAACAUUUGGAUUCAGAAUUGGCACGUUUUCAUCAUACUAACAUGUUAUAUCAAAAAGAUAUUCCACCUAAAGAAUUGUUACGAUAUCCUUUAAGAUAUGUUGAAUUACCAGGUGGAUCAAGAGGCCCUCUUAAUGAUUGGUUAUUAUCUGCUAAGAAACUAAGAUCAUUAUGCUCAAUAAUUGAAGAUAUCUCUGGUGUUACUGGUUUAAUCUCUAUGCAAAAGAAAACUACUUCACAAGCUAAAACAAGUAUGCUUGGUUUUCUUCAUCGUCAAGCAAGUUUGCUAGACACACGUUUUGCUAUGCCAGCCUAUCAAAUUUUUACUAAUUUGUCACAGACAAAUGUAAUACACUUUGAUUUUCAAUCCUCCAUAGAUGUUGCUAGUUAUUGGUUAACAAGUGAAACGAUUUCACGCAGUUCUCCCCUUGGUAAAUGUUUAUUAAUAAUAAUUAAGUAAACAAUUUACUUAUGUGUUUGUAUCAUGUUUGUAUUUUUUUAAACCUCUUUAUAAUGCUUAUACAUCUAACUACAGGUGACUUUACUUUUAGCUUUCUUUUCUCAUUGGUUAACUCUAUGGAGAACCUCAAUUAAAGGUUAAGUAGUUUUUUUGAUUUCUUUAUAUACUACUCGUGUUCACAAUCUAAUCGUGCAUUGUUGUUUUAUAGUUUUAAGGAUACACAGGUGUAACGUGAAACAUUUUGAUUUUUUGUCUAGAGUGUGAAGGUCUUUUGCAUGUGUAGUGUAUGUACUUUGUACUUAAUGGCCUUCUACCCGAGUACGUUGUGUGUUAGUUGAAACAAGAGGGGAUUCGCAUAAGACUCACUAAUUCAUGUUAUCAGCUAACUGCUAUACCAAACUGUAGGUCGUAAUUUUUUAAUCUCUUUUAAAACAGAGAUCCUCAACUCGUUUAACGUAAUUUCCCUCAAUCCUACUGCAUCCUUAAAUAUUGUUUGCUUUGUUAAUUUUUAUUUAGAUAUAAUUUUUUAUUUUAUGUUGGGCUAUUUUUCUGUGUGGUUUGUUUGGGAAAUUAUCUUUUGUUACGUUACCAAUGGUUUAUGGCAUGUUACAUCUCAUUGUUCGAUCUGUAUUUCACUGAAACAUUUCUGCAGUCCUGCAAUUAUCGGGGAUUGUUAAUCUAUUUAAUAUAAUGUCAGUAUACACGUCUGUUCACUCUAAAAUUUAAUGAUUAUUUAUUAUUUACUAAUAACUACUGGACACUGGAAUUCACAGAGUUGAAUAAAGCGUAGUCGAUGACAAACGGAUUAAUAAGCAGUUUCUAAUCUUCAAUUUUUCAUGUACAUGUUAAAUCAGUAUUACACUGUUAGCUACUUCAUUAUAUAAACCUAUUGUACAUUAGUUUUUGUUCAAUAUAUAUUUUCAGUAUAUAUAUUUUGUCUGUUCCAGGCCAUAAUUCAGUUAAGGAUGAAAUAGAUUCGGAACAUGUACCACCAAUAGUACCAAAAGUUUCUUUCGAACCUAUAGAUGAUGGUUCUUUGAUUAUUCCACAAUGGCCGGAAGAUAUUAUGUCUAAGUUUAGGACUGUUUUAGCUGAUGGUACAGAAGUAUUUCCUUGUGGUGUCUGUGGAUAUCAUCCAGCUGACUGUACUUAUAAUGUACGGAAUUGGGGUGCUACACGUCACAAUAAAUCGAAACGCAAAGGAGAUGUAGACGGAAUUUUAAAUCUUUUGGAUGAAUUAACUGGCUUAGACGAUGCUUAUGGUUUCGUUACUCCAAGUGAUGAACUUUUCUGGCGUUGGUUUCCUAGUUUAUUUGCUGAUCUCAAUGUACCUUAUGUUUUACAACCAGUGAAUACACCACAACCAAUACGUAAACAGUCUAAUAACACCCGUUAUUCACGGAAUAUUCGUUUUCGUUUCUGUGAGAAAGAUAUGAAUAAGAAGAAUGAUCUGCAAGAAGACAAUCGUUUAACUCGUGAUAAUAAACAAAGGAUAGAAGUUCGCGAUACUGAUAGCAUCUUAAAAGAUAUAUGUCAGCAAAAUGCUCUAGAUGCAUCAGGAGAUAUUGGGAGUAUAAGUCAACACUUAUCAUCAUCUGAAAAUAAAGAAAAUGUAAUCAAUGGAUACUCUUCACAAGUAUCGUCUAAUUUCGCUCUUCGUAAAACAGUUGUGGUACGUCGAAUACGUGGAAUUUUGAAACAACGUAAAAAAAAACCGAGUUAUGCUCAAUCAGGUCCUUACGAUUUGUAUCUUCGUGCUCCUCGUUGUACCUGGUCUAAAUUGGAAGAUCGUUUGUUAGUGACCUGUAGAGUGGCAUCUUUGUUGAUCGCUGGAGAAAAUCGUAGAGAAUAUGUUAGUGCACCUUAUACAUUUGUUCGUGAUGUACUGUAUCGUUAUGUCCCUCAGUUGCACUGCUUAAAAACUCCUGUAACUUGUGCCAGGCGACUUAAAAAUCUUUUGUUAAGCAAAGGACCUGAAUGGGUAUCAGGCAAAUUACUUUUCACACGUGUUUCUAGUCGACCGGACUGGCAGUUAAAGUAUAAUCUUGGAAGAGAGAAAUGGCGUAUUAUGUGUAAAGAAGAAAUAGAAAAGGCAAGAAUUAUCUUUUUAGAAUUAGUGCAUAAUAUUUUGAGCACGUUUAUGCCACAAAUUCUAGUGAAAUUGACUAGUUUAAAUGUAAAACGUGGAAUUCGUUCACCUGACAAUUUUGAAAAUCUGACUAAUCAAGGAGUAGAUAAAUCCCUAUCAAUUGGAUCUAGUCGAUCGGAAUUGGAGUCUUGCUAUGAAUUGAUACAUUUAUAUGAUUCAAGUGAUCAAAAUGUGUUACCUGAAGUUGGAGAUGAUCGUCUUUUGAUUGUACUGUAUACAAUGUAUAACUAUAUUCUUGCCUCUUUUCGAUUCUCAUCUAAUCCAUCGAACUCAUCAGAUUUCAAUGAAUCUGUAUUUUUUUGGGUUAUUAAAUAUUAUCCAAAACCACAAGUUAAUCAUGCUUUAGCAUUACUGAUGAAAAAUCAUAUUGUAAAACGUCCUAAAUCAUAUGAAAAAAAAUCUGAUCCAGGUUUUCGUAUUGUCAAUUCUGUUUGUAUUGCUCUUAGUCAUAGAUUUUCACGUUGGACACAUGGUGAAUUUUUUACACAAGUUAAAUAUAUUCCGGAAUCUUAUUCAAUUUGGACUAGUUCUGUUAACCAUUUGAAUUUAUACGAAAGUGGUAAUGACCGUAAUGCAGUUCACAACAAAACAAGGAGAAAAACUCGUUCAAGUGUACAAACAGAAGAAGAAGAGGGAGAGGAAAGCAUCACUAACAGUAAACCACCAGAACUAGAAAAAAUAAUUCAUAGACAUUUAUUUUCUGAAAUUUCAACCGGUGGUUGUGUAGCUUUCUUUUUGGAACAAUUCUUAUUUUAUCCAUUUGUUGAUGUUCAAGUAUCCAUCAAAGUGGAAGAUAUAAUUUUAGUUGGUAGUGGUCAAACAUAUUUAGAUGAUACUGUUGACUUACUACCAUUACAAACAUCAAUAACACAAAACUCCUCAGUUCAAAUCAAAUCAACUGAAUUACGCAAAGAUUUAUUAUAUCGCAUGGGUGUAUCUAAUGAAAUUCUAAACGAUCCAUUGUUUGUUGGUGAUUAUAAUUCUAUGCGACAUUCACGUUGGUUCGAUCACCAUUUAUCAUUUAACGGUGGUUAUAUUCAAGCAGUUUUAACAAAUAAUAAUAAUAUGAAAAAUGACAAUUGGAAUUUGCCGAAAUUGUCAAAAUCUCUUGCAAACUCAUUAAAGCCAUUAGUUAAAAAGACUAGUAAAUCACUAGUUUUUCAAAUGCCUGAUUUUGGUGUGAAUUCCUUAAACGGUGGUAAUCUAAUUGGUGAUGAAAAUGAAAUCAAUGUGGAUAUGGAUGUCAAAUUAGAAGAUAGUAUAUCAUAUCGCCUUGAAGAAUAUAUUCAAACAGGUCGAUUUAGUGGUCGCUCUGUUAUGGAAAUUAAACAAAAUAUUGGUGAUCGAAGCAAUGUUUCAAGUGCAUUACAAAAUCUAUUGGAUUCUCGUGUGGUAUUCAAUGUUGGCAGUAUUUAUUCUCGAUUUGUUCAUCAUAAAUUUAUACGUCUUUGGCUUGUUCAUUUAAAACCGAAUAUGAAUCUUCGUUCUAAUGUUGUUAUCCGAAAUUCUGCACAAUUAACUAAGGAUAAUAAACUGGAAUCUACUCAUCCACCAAAGCGACCUAAGUUAGAUUCAGCAGUGUCCGAUAACAGUGAGAACCAAACUGAUCCCAAUACCUCAGUUAAGGACCCUUCCAAUAUGGACAAUGUCCCUACAGGUUAUUUCUUCCCACAACCUUGGUUCUCUGAAAUUGGAUCACCUAAACCAAGAUUGUUCUGUGAUGUCUUACGAAGUUUAUGUGCUCAACUUUCUAACUGUGGUGGAACCACACUGGCAUUAUUCGCUCAACAGCAUCAAACUUUGUUUGGUCAGCAGGCAAUUCGUCAAUUAUUAUACCAUCUACGAGAUAUGGGAGCCAUUCGUAUGGUUCGUGUAUUCACGAAAUCAAAACCAUGUUUGUUUUCUGAUAGAGUAACAUACACUAUUUCAGAUGACAUACUUUUGGCAUCACCUGAAGAAUUAACGCUAAUACCUGAACCAAAUUAUGUAACAAUUAUUGGAACAUUCACAGAUAUGUAUUUACAACAGAAUAAUAUUACCAGUGUUAGAAGCAGUAACAGUGACAACAACACUGGUUGAAACAGCCAGUUGACAUAAAUGAAAAGUUAUCCCACCUGAACUUGUAAAUAAACAAAUAAAUAUCAAUAUCUGUGCUUGAUUCACAGAAAUAAAAUUGCAUUUAUUGAUAAUACUGCUGAUAAUGGUAGUAUGUAGAAUCUACCAGUUGGCUUUUUCUUGAAGCAUAAAUUAAAUAUCUGUAUACAUCGGUGAUAACAAUACUUCAUAUCGCUUUUAUACACAGGAAUGUGAUGAUUAAUAACUUUGUUUAAGUACAGUAGCCCAAAAAAGGAUUGUAUGUAUAUAUAUGUACAAAUAUCUUUUGUUUGUCACUAAAUAUUUAUUUUAAUUAGCAUCUAAUUUAUUAUUUCUUGUCGCAUGUAUAUAUCUUCAUACUUGAUCUUUUUGCUAUGAUAACAUUACUUAAGUAAAAUGAAACUGUUCCUUUUAUUUCCUUUUCAUUAUUAUUAUUUUUGUUCACUUGUGUAGUUGUUUUCUCUUUGAGUGUAAAUUCAGUUUUGUUCCUUCAAUUCUUUUUGUGUUAGCUUUUUUUAAUAGUUUUUAUGAUUUGCACAACGAUCGUCGGGAAGUGGGUUUUCAGUCCUUUUCAUUAU
Molecule: messenger RNA, 8728 nt
Organism: Schistosoma haematobium
Lineage: Eukaryota; Metazoa; Platyhelminthes; Trematoda; Strigeidida; Schistosomatidae
Exons: 33
Coding region: 4974-8135 (1053 amino acids)
Biological process (GO): 5S class rRNA transcription by RNA polymerase III; transcription initiation at RNA polymerase III promoter
Cellular component (GO): transcription factor TFIIIC complex
Molecular function (GO): DNA binding
Source: RefSeq, a predicted model, not a curated record